This is a messenger RNA of Pogoniulus pusillus (Red-fronted tinkerbird), 654 nucleotides long. It is a transcript of the gene RNF222, whose product is annotated as ring finger protein 222. The record is from RefSeq and is a predicted model, not a curated record. NCBI's taxonomy places the organism in Eukaryota, Metazoa, Chordata, Aves, Piciformes, Lybiidae. The transcript has a single exon. The coding region runs from base 1 to 654 and encodes 217 amino acids.
AUGUCUGAGAGCUCACCCAGCAAGGAUGCUGCCCCGGGCGAGUGCCCUGUGUGCUAUGAGAAGUUCCAGCCGCCGGAGGCCACGCGUCGCCAGCUGAGCUGUGGGCACAUCUUCUGCCACGACUGCCUGGUGAAGUGCCUGCUCUCCACCAAGCUGGAUGGCCAGGUCCAGAGCAUCAUUACCUGCCCUGUCUGCCGCUACAUCACCUUCCUCAGCAAGAGGAAGGCUCUAUGGCCGCCAAAGGUGGGCACCAGCCCCCAGACACUGGAGGUGCCACUGUCACCUUCCUCCUUGUCCCAUCUGACCAAAACGGAAGGCAGCAACACCCUGGUGGUGCCCAGCCACUUUGUGAUGCCCGUACAGAGCUUUGACCGGAACUGCGGCUCUGGGGACUCACAGAAGGUGCCAGGGGAGCUGGUGAGGGAAGCUCACAUCUUUGUCAUCAGCAACCAUGGGAUGCCACUGGUGGAUGUGGACUGUGGCUCCCUGGGGAGGGGCAGCAGAGCAGAAACUCAGAGCUCAGUGUCCUACAGCUCAGCCCUGGGGGUGAAAUGCUGCCAGUCACCCAUCGCCCUCGCCGUGCUCCUCAUCUUGACUGUGUCCAUGCUGGCAGCUGUGCUCCCUUGGCUUCUGCUAGUGAAGAGGGACUUGUAG